This is a messenger RNA of Tribolium castaneum (red flour beetle), 5005 nucleotides long. It is a transcript of the gene ninaC, whose product is annotated as neither inactivation nor afterpotential C. The transcript is spliced from 12 exons. Gene Ontology annotation, molecular function: microfilament motor activity; protein serine/threonine kinase activity; ATP binding. NCBI's taxonomy places the organism in Eukaryota, Metazoa, Arthropoda, Insecta, Coleoptera, Tenebrionidae. The record is from RefSeq and is a predicted model, not a curated record. Bases 565 to 4887 code for a protein of 1440 amino acids. Gene Ontology annotation, biological process: regulation of actin filament length; peptidyl-serine phosphorylation. Gene Ontology annotation, cellular component: myosin complex.
UUGCCAAUAAACCGAGACAAACAGCAGCGAUUUAAGUUACACGUUAGCGAAUGGCGUAUCUUAUGAAAAUGCAAUGUUGAAUUUGAUUUUUUGAGUAAUUUUUCUUAAGUUAUCAUCACGCGACAUUCAUAAGUUCUCAUGAAAGUAUUUUAAUUUAAUUUAUUUCCCUCGCCGUUAAAGCAAACCGGGUCGAAGUUGGUUUAGCUUAAUUUAAUUACUGUAAGGUUUCUAUUAGCUGCACGACUCAACUUUGCCAUUAGCGAUUUACAAAUAGUCAGUGUUUUAAACUAGUGUUGUUAUGUUGUUAUAAAAGGCAAUUAACGAUAAAUUUUAAUUAACUUAAUUACGGUGUUUCUUGUACUGGAGGUACCAUUUAAGAGAUUUAAUUAGCAACUAAUUUGUUACGUUAACAUGUUGUUAUAUGCUAGUAGUCAGGUUUAAAUUCCCUCCAGAUUGUUACGUGACUUUCAUUAAAUAAAGGAUUUCUUAAUCACACGUAUCAUUCCAUAUUCUAAAAUAUUUAUUUAACUGCUAAUGCGUUUUUAAUCGGUGGUUAACACCAAAAUGAAUUUGAAAGAAUUGCCUUCUCCUGGGGAACGUUAUUUGGUGGAAGAUUGCUUGGGUGUUGGUGCCUUUGGCAGCGUGCAUUCCGCACGUGAUACACAAGCAGACAACAAACAAGUGGCGAUUAAAGUACAAAAACACACGAAAAAAUUCGAAAAAUACAUACAACAUGAAUACAAAGUUUUGAAAGAUCUGUCAUGGCACGGAAAUUUGGUCGAUUUCUAUGGAAUUUUUCGUAAAGAAGACGACGUCUGGUUUGUUUUAGAAAUAUGCAGUAGCUGUUGUGUUAUGGAUUUGGUGCAGAAUCUCCUCGAUAAAAAUCGUCGCAUGCGGGAAGAACAUAUUGCAUAUAUUUUAAAAGAAGUCGUGAAAGCGGCAAUAUUUUUACACGAAAAUUGUUGCAUUCACCGUGAUAUUAGAGGCAGCAACAUAUUACUGACGAACAAUGGGGAUGUUAAAUUGGGCGAUUUUGGUUUUUCGUGUUUUUUGAACGAUGUUUUGGGCGGGACAAAUGACUGCGUGGGAUCCCCUUGUUGGAUGGCUCCUGAAGUAGUGACAUGCAAAAGAACCAAAAGAAAUUACGGAAAUAGGGUCGAUGUUUGGUCACUAGGCAUUACCGCAAUAGAAUUAGGGGAUGGAACAGCUCCCUACCAAUCAAUGCCUCCUUCGAGAAUUUUAUUCCAAAUAGUUACAAAUCCACCACCGACACUGUACCGCAAAUUUAAUUGGUCCGAAAAUUACAUCGAUUUUAUUAACGAGUGUUUGGUAAAGAAUGCGGAGCAUCGUCCGUACAUGGUGGAGGUGAUAAAUCACCCAUUUUUGCAACAAGUGCCCGAAAAUAACUACCAUCUUACUCUUGAAAUUAAAACUUUAAUUAAUGAUUUAGAAGUUGUGCCUUCAGUGCGCACGAAAUCUGCUGAAGUUGUAGUCAUUGAAGAUUAUAUUAAGUGUGGGCUUGACGGUGGUUUGGAAAAAAUCCUUGCUGAAGACUUAGCAUCUUUAGAUUCUUUGCAAGAAGAGGAUGUGAUGAAAUUGCUUGAAGCGCGCUUCAAGUCAGGACAAUUUCAAACUUUUAUUGGUGAAAUCUUGCUCAUUCUUAAUCCAAACGAAAAAAAAGACAUUUAUGGUGACGAGUUUCACCGCAAAUACCAAAUGAAAUCACGCUCUGACAACGAGCCUCACAUAUUUGCCAUCGCUGAUAGUGCUUAUCAGAACGCGCUUCACCACCACAUUUCCCAGAAAAUCGUUUUAUCGGGAGAAAGUGGUUCUGGAAAAACGACGAAUUUUUUCCACUUGCUAAAUCAUCUAAUUUAUCUCGGACAAAAUGACAACAUUAAUCUCCAGAGAAUCGUAAAUGCAGUUAAAUUAAUUCAUUCUCUAACACACGCUUUGACGCCAAUCAAUAAUUAUUCCACUAGAUGCGUCUUUAAAGUUGAUAUUAAGUUCGGAAACACAGGGAAAGUCAGUGGUGCUAUUUUCAACGUAUUUCAAUUAGAAAAAUGGAGAGUUUCUUCAACUGAUAGUGUGCAAGGUACAUUUUAUUUCUUAUAUUCUGUAUAUGAAGGAUUAAAAAUAAAUAAAAAAUUGGAGAAAUAUUUAUUAAAUUCCGAUUUUGAAUACAAAUAUUUGAAGAAAUGUGAAGACACAAAUGAUGAAGUGAAAGUUGAUUUAAUUGACUUUAAACAGAUGUUAAAAUUUUUUGAAGACUUUGAGUUUAAUGAUUCCGAAAUAGAUACGAUAUUAUCAAUAACGUCUGCUAUCCUAAUUUUGGGUGAAAUGUCUUUUGUGGAAGCCGAUUUGGAGAGCGGAGAUAAGGAAUGCGUUGAAAAAAUUGCUCAGUUACUACAAAUUGAUCCUUGCAAAUUUCAUUGGGCUUUAGCCAAUUACUGUCUAAUCAAGAAAGAUGUUAUAAUUAGGAAAAAAAAUACAGAAGACGAAGCAAAGAGUGUACGAGAUGCGUUGGCUAAUAAUUUGUAUUUAAGACUAGUUGAUUACAUUGUCAACACAAUUAAUAACAGAUUAAGUGCGGGACGAAAAAUAUUUGGAGAAACAUAUUCAGUUCAAAUCCUUGAUUAUUUUGGCUUUGAGUGUUUUAAAGAGAAUUACUUGUCACAGCUUUUCGUCAAUUGCUUCAAUGAACAAAUGCAUUAUUAUUACACACAACGAAACUUUUAUUGGGAAUAUUUGGACAUGAAGGACGAAGAUUUGAAUUUUAAUACUUCAUCAAAUUAUUAUGACAACAAAUCGUGCCUGGAUGAAUUGUUGGGUAAACCCGAAGGUGUUUUCUCGAUAAUUGACGAAGUCUCUAAAAUGAACCAGAAUGAAAAACACGUUAUCAAUUUUAUUGAAAACAGUGACUUGAAGUUUGUAAAAGUUGUGGGAAACUUAGAUUUUGCAGUUGCUCAUUAUACGGGAACUGUAACUUACAAAGGAUGCGAUAUAUGUGAGAAAAACAGAGAUUUCCUUCCGGCUGAAGUGAUUGAAACUCUUCGUUUGUCCGACAAUCCAACUGUAAAGUUACUUUUUACAAAUAAACUAAAUCGAACUGGAAAUUUAAUAGUUGACGCACCUGAUAGGUCAAAAUAUAAAUUUACUUCGAAGAAACUGACACAUAAUCAAUAUUCCCAAAUUAAGCACUUAACCACGUCCCUGAGGAAAUUUAAAGCACUUGGUGUGGAACUGCUGAAAGACUUGUCAAAAGGAUGCACUCAUUUUGUUCGUUGUGUAAGAACAGACCUGCAUCAGGUUCCAAAAAAUUUCGACUGCGGAUUAGUUAAGCAACAAAUACGGGCCCUAGAAGUGGUCGAAACUGCAAAAUUGAGGCAAAACGGCUACUCCUAUCGAACCUCUUUUCACGAGUUUUUAAGACGAUAUAAAUUUCUUGCUUUCGAUUUCAAUGAAAACGUUGAAACUACUAAAGAAAACUGUCGGCUGCUUUUGAUUCGUCUCGGAGUCGAAGGCUGGGAUGUUGGAAAAUCUAAAGUUUUUCUCAAGUAUUACGUUGAAGAAUAUCUGACUAGACUAUUUGAAACGCAAGUUAAGAAAAUUAUUAAAAUACAGAGCAUUUUAAGGAGGUUUCUGGCGAAGUGUUUGGUUACCAAGCACCUCCAAAACAAAGGAGAAAAAUGCAUUCUAGGACAUGUGCAGGCAGAGAAAUACAGAAUGACUGAAGAAGAAGCCGCGAUCAUAAUACAGAAAGCUUACAGAGAAUCAACUGUAAAAAAGUCUUACCAAGACUUUGCAGAAGAUUACAAAAUUCUAGAUGAAGAAACGUGUGGUUUUAUUCGAAAAUUUGCGCUCAAAUGGAAAAAUAAUACAGUGUUUCGUAUAUUAUUUCUUUAUAAAUCUGUAAGACAUCAAGAUUGUUUUAAUUUUUCUCAACAGGUUCAUUUAUAUAACAUUGGCAUUUUUUACGAACUUGAAGAGCUUAAUCAAGCAAUUUCGUUAGACAAUAUCGACUCAAAAGCAAACAUUUCUGUUUGGUUGGGAGAAUAUUCGGUAGCUGUACAAAAAAUGCCUUUUCGUCUUGAUGAAAUACCUUUUUGUGAUACCAGCGAAAUGUCAAACUUUGUGUUGAAUUACGAGCUAUUGGAUGAAAAAAAUGAUUCAUGGGAUCUACCAUAUCGUUGGAGAAAUUUGAUUUCUUCGAAGUUUGACCAGGCGGUGCAAACUAAAAUUCCCAUUGCUUCACCAUUUGCUCGAGAUUCAAUACAAGAAGAGGAAAAUGUUAACCGUAAGAAUACUAAAAACAAAACAGUAGACGACAAUUUUUUACACAAUAAGGAAAUGUUAAAAAAAACUAUGAAAGAAGAGAAGGAAACGAAAACUUUUUCCAAAAAUGAAGAAAAAAUUAAUUUUAAUUCAAAGCUAGCUAAUGAAGAUUUCGAUUACAUAAAAUCACCGUUGACAAAAAAGCUCAAGAGAAUAGAUCCUGUAACAGAAUUGAAGCAAAUUGGGCAAAAAACUGCUUCAGAAAACGAACCACCUUUUAAUUUUCAGGGGAUGUUAAGAAAAACUAACUUCAAAAAAGAAGUCAAAAUAGAGGAUAAUAAUGUAAAAGUUUUACCAUAUUCUUUAAGGAAAACUGGAAUAAAUGGAGUAGAGGGUAAAACUUACGAAAGCGCCGAAGCCAGAAAUAAUCGUAAUAUAAACAAUAUUCAAUAUACUUGUGACAGGAAAAAGAUAAAAAUACACUUGGCACCGGGUGUUGUUUUAGAAGUGCACACCAAAAGUCUAGGAUCCAAUAUAAUAAUUUUUUUUGGCGAUGUAUUUAUGAAAAAAAUCAAAUGCAAAAGCAAAAGGAUUUUUUUGACGAUUUUUUAAAUUUUGUGUACCACACUUUUGAUGCGCGUCAAAUAAAUUUGUUUCAAUAUUUAUGUUAACCCUAUGUAGAUCUCAAAUAAAAACAUGUAAAAUUGUAAACUUAAAUGUUAAAAAUAAA